AUGCGAAGCGAGUCGCCGUCGUCGGAUUCGUCGUCCGGCCCGGGCACCCCGCCCGAGCAUGGACCCAUCUCAAACAAAGGAAAUGAGACCGCUCCGUGGAAUGAGCCGCAUACUUUCCAUACCCUCGAGAUGCAGCGGCGUUUCAUGAACCCUUCGAGCGAAUCGAAGGAUGUACCUGCCCUGCGCGAGAUCACGCGCCCCCACAUUGAGAGCUUCAACGCUCUGUGGAUGGAUGACCCCCGUCUGGAAGCGAGGAGCGUCGAGGUGGAGACUGGUGGCCUGCUGAACCGCAGCCUGCCGACGCUCCCUCGGCGUGUCGUGAUCGACGCGGAGCGCGGCGAUCGCAUUGAGAUGUGGAUCGACAAUGUGAUGAUGAGCCGCCCUCAGGUUCCGUCGCGCGCGAAAAACAUAAGCGACCGCUUCGUCUACCCCGAUGAGUGCCGCAACCGCCUGACGACCUAUCGUGGCCGCCUGAUUGCGCGUGUGAACUGGAGCGUGAACGGCGGCGAGCCCGAGUCGGACCUGCAUGACAUGGGCCUUGUACCUGUGAUGGUCGGCUCGAACCGCUGCAACCUGCGCGGCAUGAAAUCGAGCGAGCUCGUGGCGCACCACGAGGAGCCGAACGAGAUGGGCGGCUACUUUAUUAUCAAUGGUAACGAGCGUCUGAUGCGCUUCUUGAUCCUUGCGAAAGCGAAUCAUGUGAUGGCGCUGGAGCGUCCCUCGUUCACGCGCCGUGGCCCCUCGUACUCGAGCAAAGCGUGCUCGAUCCGCUGCGUCGGCAAAAACGAUCUGGUGAGCGUUACCAACUCGGUGCACUACCUCGAGAAUGGUGGUGUGACUCUGCGUUUCUCGUGGCGAAAGCAAGAAUACAUGGUCCCGAUUGUGAUGGUGCUCAAGGCACUUGUGAGUGCUACCGACAAGGAGCUCUUUGCGUCGAUUGUCGGCUCGGACAUUGACAACACCUUCCUUACGGACCGUGUCGAGCUGCUGCUCCGCGGCUUCAAGCAGUACCGCCUGUGGACCGGUGAGCAGUGCCUCGACUACCUCGGCGACAAGUUCCGCGUGGUGAUGCGUGCGCCCGAGGACUGGACGAACGCGGAAGUGGGUGUGGACCUGAUCAACCGUCUUGUGCUGCCUCACCUCACCCUCCCCCGCGACAAGUACCGCCUGCUGAUCUUUAUGAUCCGCAAGCUGUACGCGUUUGUUGCUGGCGAGUGCUGUGCCGACAACCCCGACUCGCCACAGCACCAAGAGGUGCUCAUGCCCGGCUUCCUGUACGGUGCCAUUAUCCGCGAGCGUCUGGACGAAUACCUGGUCGGCGUGCGCAGCGUGAUUGCGCGCGAUGUGCGCAUGAAGGCAAAAGAGUGCGACUUUUCGGCGCGCUACAUGCAGCGUGUGCUGUCCAAGGUGAAUGGCGACGUGGGUGCGCGCCUUGCGUCCUUCCUUGCGACCGGCAACCUCUCGUCGCCCAGCGGUCUUGACCUGCAGCAAGUCGGUGGCUUUACGAUUGUCGCCGAGAAGCUCAACUUUUACCGUUACCUUGCGCAUUUCCGCAGUGUGCACCGUGGUGCCUUUUUUGCGGAGCUCAAGACAACGACCGUGCGUAAGCUGCUUCCCGAGGCGUGGGGUUUCCUGUGCCCCGUCCACACGCCCGAUGGUAGCCCGUGUGGUCUGCUGAACCACUUUUCGCAUUCGUGUCUGUUGACGACGCGCGAUGUCGAUGCCUCGCAUAUCCCCGCGCUGCUCACCUCGCUCGGUAUGACCGAAGUCCUUGCGCCGAACGUCAGCCCCAAGACACACGUCGUUGUGCAGCUUGACGGUGCGAUUAUUGGCUACGCCCCCCCAUCGCUUGCGCAGCACAUGGCCAACGUGCUGCGUAUCUGGAAGACGGAAGGGCACGAGCAGGUCCCCCUGGACCUUGAGCUGGGCUUUGUGCCGACGUCGCACGGCGGCCAGUAUCCUGGUCUCUACCUCUUUUCUGGCCGUGCACGCAUGCUGCGUCCUGUGCAGUACCUGUACAAUGGCAAGGUGGACCACAUUGGCCCCUUUGAGCAGGUCUACCUCGAAGUGGCGUGCCGCCGCGAAGAGGUGCAGCGUGGCGUCUCGACGCACGUCGAGCAGACGCCGACCAACGUGCUGAGUGUCAUUGCGAACCUGACGCCCUUCUCCGACUUUAACCAGAGUCCGCGUAACAUGUACCAGUGCCAGAUGGGUAAGCAGACGAUGGGUACGCCGUCUGGUGCGAUUUCGCGGCGUACGGACAACAAGCUGUACCGUCUGCAGUCCGGCCAGACGCCCGUUGUGCGCCCUGCGCUGCACAACAAGUAUGGCAUGGACGACUUCCCGAACGGAACGAAUGCCAUUGUCGCCGUCAUUUCUUAUACGGGUUAUGACAUGGAGGAUGCCAUGAUCCUGAACAAGUCCACGCACGAGCGUGGCUUUGGCUACGGUACGGUGUACAAGUCGGAGAUUGUCAACCUGCGCGACUUGGUCGGUGGCGGGGCGCGGAGUGGUGCGCUGCCUGUGCACUUUGGCUUUGGUGACGACGUGCGCAGCGACGAUGUGCGGCGCACGCAGCUGGACGUCGACGGUCUUCCGUUUGUCGGCGACCUGCUCACGAAAGGCAGCCCGUUGUACGCCGCGUACAACGACGCGACUGGCCGUACGCUCGUGAAGCGCUUCAAAGGCGACGAGGCCGCCUACGUCGACACGGUGCGCUUGAUUGGCAGCGAUGCGGGCGACAGUGAGUGCCAAAAAGUGCAAAUCAUGUUCCGCGUCCCCCGUUCGCCUGUGAUUGGUGACAAGUUCUCCUCGCGCCACGGCCAGAAGGGUGUGUGUUCGCAAAAGUGGCCUGCGGUCGACAUGCCCUUUAGCGAGAGCGGCAUGCAGCCUGAUGUGAUUAUCAACCCCCACGCGUUCCCCUCGCGUAUGACGAUCGGUAUGCUUAUCGAGAGCAUGGCCGGCAAGGCGGGUGCGAUGCACGGCAUCUCGCAGGACGCGACGCCGUGGACCUUUAACGAACACGACACGCCGGUCAACUUCUUUGGCGAGCAGCUGCGUGCGGCUGGCUACAACUACAUGGGCAACGAGCCGAUGUACUCUGGCAUUACCGGCCAGGAGCUGCGUGCGGACAUCUAUCUGGGUGUGGUGUACUACCAGCGUCUGCGUCACAUGGUCAACGACAAGUUCCAAGUGCGUACCACGGGUCCGGUGCACGCGCUCACGCGCCAGCCCGUCAAGGGCCGCAAGCGUGCCGGCGGUAUCCGCUUUGGUGAGAUGGAGCGCGAUGCGCUGCUUGCGCACGGCACGUCCUUCCUGCUGCAGGACCGUCUGCUGAACUGCUCCGACUAUACCACGGCCUAUGUGUGCCGGACGUGUGGCAGUCUGAUCUCGCUGAGCUACGACGAGCACGCGGCGAUUGCGAUCCCCGGCCUCGGCGCGGUGCAGACGAUUGAAAAUACCGACGAGCAGCGCACGCCGCUCGGCCCCAACGGCGAGUACUGCCGUGCGUGCCGUGUGGCGGCGCAAGGCGCGCGGCGCAACGACGCCCCCCGGGUGCAGCUCCCCAAGGCCAACGUUUUGCGGCGCGUGGGCGACUUGGACGUGGUGGCGGUGCCCUACGUGCUCAAGUACCUUGUGGCGGAGCUCGCGGCGAUGAAUCUCAAGAUCCGCUUCCAAGUCGGUCCGUAG
Malassezia japonica is the source of this 3690-nucleotide messenger RNA. RefSeq names its product DNA-directed RNA polymerase. Gene Ontology annotation, biological process: DNA-templated transcription. Lineage: Eukaryota; Fungi; Basidiomycota; Malasseziomycetes; Malasseziales; Malasseziaceae. Gene Ontology annotation, molecular function: ribonucleoside binding; DNA binding. Gene Ontology annotation, cellular component: RNA polymerase I complex; nucleus. The record is from RefSeq and is a predicted model, not a curated record. The transcript has 2 exons. The coding region runs from base 1 to 3690 and encodes 1229 amino acids.